UAAUACUUUUUAUGACGAUGUAGCCUGAUUUUUUUUAAGUUGACAACCAGUACAAAUCGAGGAACGUGGAUAUAACAGCUCCCCCUGUCGUGAUAAAAUGACAUUGGAACUCGUGUAAAGGAGUUACAUCUAGGAUCAAACUCACUACAGGACUGAUACAGGGAGCUGUGUAUAAUCCGUCAUUGUCCUUCGUAAUUGUUGAGAUAUUACGUUAUAAUAACAUCGCUGGUUUUAACAACCGUAUCUUCAUCCGCAAGAACCAAAGAUGACCCCGUGUCUACUCAUGAGUAUAUUUUUCACUGUAUUUGGAAACAGUUUUUUAUAUGGCUACAACAUAGGAGAUGUCAACAAUCCUGCACCAGUUAUACGAGAGUUUUACGCUAGGAUUCUAUUAGUAAGAAAAGGCUACUUUCCUCUAUCGGAGCUCUCUCCCAAUGAAUCAGCAGUAUUUUUAGCCAACCUUGCCACAGGACCAAGCUAUAGUAAUAGUACCGCUGGCAGCUCUAUGCCAUCCCUUGCCAAUAUGUCAUUUGAACAAAUUGAAAUUGGUAUCAUUAAGAAAAUGGUGGAAAACGAGCCUGUCAUAGAAAUUCUCUGGUCAGUAACUGUGGCUAUCUUUGUUCUGUUCGGUAUGAUUGGAGCGUUUGUGUCGGGAAGUGUGGCAGAUCACUUUGGAAGGAAGAAGGGUAUGUUGAUGAUAACCGUUUUGAUGUUCCUGGCCGCUCUAUUUGGAGGGAUCCCCAUUGUCACUGGGUCCUUUGAGAUGCUUAUUGUACACAGAGCUCUAGUAGGACUCCACUGUGGUAUAAACGUCAGCUUGGCCGCUAUGUACCUGGCCGAGAUCUCCCCCCGAAGUAUUCGUGGAGCAGUAGGUACCUGCCACCAGCUUUUUAUCACCGUCGGUAUCCUGUGGAGCAACCUCAUGGGAGUAUCCAAACUCUGUGGUACUGCCGAACUAUGGCCAAUCGUGUUUGUCUUCAAUGCGAUUCCCGCGGCUAUCUGUCUUAUCGGACUGCCCUUCUGUCCGGAGAGUCCUCGCUUCAUGUUGAUCAAGCAGGGAAAAGAGCAAGAAGCCAGAGAUGCCCUGAGGAAGCUUCGAGGCUACUCUGAUGUUGAGGAGGAGAUUGAUGAGAUGAAGGUGGAGGCUCGUAAGAGUCAGAGUGUCGAGAGCUUCUCUAUCAAAAGACUGCUGACCACACCAGACCUGAGGGUGCCAGUCAUUAUGGCCUGUGUGCUCCAGAUCUCCCAGCAAUGGUCAGGUAUCAAUGCUGUAAUGUCCUUCUCCAGCUUCAUGUACAAGAAUGCCGGGGUACCCGCCAACGUGGUGGAGUGGGUAGUAUGUGGCACAUCCACCAUCAACGUGCUCACCACCAUUAUUGCCGUACCGCUGAUGGAGAAGCUGGGGCGACGCCCACUAAUGAUCUACCCCAUGAUGGGGAUGGCUGUAUCUUUCAUCAUCCUCACCAUCUUCCACAAUCUCCAGUAUGAUGAUAGCCUUUCAGAGAACCAUCAAACAUUCGCCUAUGUGGGGAUCGCUGCCAUGCACACCUAUGUCAUAGGUUUUGCUCUUGGUUUGGGUCCUAUCCCAUUUCUCAUUGUGAGUGAGAUCUUCCGACAGGAGCCCCGUGCUGCGGCUAUGAGUAUAUCUCUGGCUUUUAACUGGGUGUGCAACUUCACGCUGAUGUUGGUGUUUAGGUUCAUGCAGGACACCAUGAAAGGAUACGUUUACCUGCCUUUCAUCGUCGUUCUUGUCCUUGCUAUCACCUUCAUCAUCAUCAUGGUGCCAGAAACAAAGAACAAGACAUUUGACGAGAUAUCAGUACAGAUCGGUUUGGGUCGUGGUAAAAAGGGAUUAGCUUAUGAGCAGGACGAAGGGCAAGAGCUCAACAGCAUGAAGACCUAAGGAUUAUAAUAGGGCAUUAUAAGACACAUCAAAAACGUUUAUAAAAAAGAGUGGCUAAGUCAUAGUGCUUAUAUAUGCUAUACCAAUUUAGCCAUAUUCCAUUUGAUAGGGUUUGAAAAUUUUUGUAAGUGUUUUUUUUUCCAAAUUUUUCAAAAAAAUGGAAUUAAAUGAUAUUUGAAACCAGAUCAGCAAAGAAGUGCUACUGAAGAUCCAAUCAAUAUAAAAGAGAGGAAAAUAUGUUGACAAAUUAAUACUAAAUCCACUAAUUGGAACUUUGUUGGUCUAUAUUUUGGUCCAGUUAACAGGAAUUUGACUAAAAAGAUGUUGAUCACCUGUAUCUACCAAUGUUUUGUUUUUUGGUUGAAAUUGUUUAUGUUCAUCAGGCGAUAAAGCUGUUUUAUGACCACCUAGGGCUUGUACCUCAAUUUCACUUCACUGUAUUGAGGUGCCAUUGUAUGUGAAAAUAUUGUUAUUGGAGAAAAAUAAUAUCUUAACAAAUAUAUGAAGACUUGAUGCCGGAAGGAUAAUUGGAAUUUAAUAGCCUGUAAUGAUGGGUUUUAAGAUUAUUUUCAUAUGAAAAGUGCUAUUUGCAAAAAGUAAGGAAAUGGCUUAUUGGUAUAAAAUCAGAGAAUAGUUGCUCGUAGGAUUUGAAAUGAAUCUCACUAGUGCUGCAAUAGUUGUAUGACAAAGUGAUUUAACCCAUUCACCCCUGAAGACACAUUUGAACUCUUCCAAUUCAAAUGUUGGAAAAGUUUAUUAUGACAUUUCAGGGAUGAAUAAAUAAAAAAAGUCAGUUGAUGUGGAGGGAAACCUUGAUAAUUUAAUUAUGUCAUUAAGGAUGAAAAAAAUAUAAUUAAAAAGAAAGGAAAAAUUGGUUAUGUUUGUGCAUAAAAAUGUGUAGAACAAAAUAAUGUUACAUGCAUGUAUAAGGUGUAUUCAACAUAUUGUUAAUGUAAUAUCACAAUAGUCUUUAGAUAAUUGUAUUACCAUAAUGUAUUGUUGCUUUUGUCCUGUAAAUUGGAUAUCCUGGGGAGAAAUAGUUUAUCAAACUCCUGUAGAAAUGUGGAUGCUUCGUUGUUUUACAUACAUAGUAGAUUUACUAUGCCACUAUAUAUACAUAGUAGAUUUACUAGGCCACUACAUACAUAGUAGAUUUACUAGGCCACUACAUACAUAGUAGAUUUACUAUGCCACCACAGUUAGAAAUGGGGUUUUUUGUUCUUAGAAAUUCUUUAAAAAGUAAUUAUGAAAUCCUAUAAUGCCAACAUGGAGAGGGGGGCGGAUGAUGUUAGUGGAGUUGGGUGAGGGUUACGGGGUGAGACUAUUACAGAAAUUAAUAGAUAUGAAAGUGGAGGGGGAAGGGUGUUCACAGUUUUACAACGAUCGGUGUCAAAAUAAGAUGUUCUCAACACAUUGCAAGUACUUUGAACAAUACAUCCUUUAGCAGGAGUUUCUUGAAAUUUUCAGAAAUUCAGAAAUACUUCAAAUUGAAAUUACCAUGUCUCCAAGAUGACGUCAGCAAUUUGGUUUUUGAGGACAUUAAUUGUUUUAUUGAGUAUCUUAAACAGCUAUUUUUUUUAUAUGCUCUUUAGCUUGUUAUAUUUUGUCAAGCCACUUAUUAACAGCAAUGAGUACCGGUAAGUUGAUUUAAAUAAGACAUCAACAUUUGAAGUCUCGAAGGAAAUAAAUUAACUCAGGAUUAUUUUAUGUGCUAUUUAAUUAUUAAUUUCUAGUCAAAAAGUUAUUUUUGAUAUAUUUAUAUAUUGAUGUACACUUUGUUUUUAA
This is a messenger RNA of Mizuhopecten yessoensis (Yesso scallop), 3688 nucleotides long. Its product is annotated as solute carrier family 2, facilitated glucose transporter member 1-like. Gene Ontology annotation, cellular component: membrane. The transcript is spliced from 11 exons. NCBI's taxonomy places the organism in Eukaryota, Metazoa, Mollusca, Bivalvia, Pectinida, Pectinidae. Gene Ontology annotation, molecular function: hexose transmembrane transporter activity. Gene Ontology annotation, biological process: monosaccharide transmembrane transport. The coding region runs from base 266 to 1903 and encodes 545 amino acids. The record is from RefSeq and is a predicted model, not a curated record.